Nicotiana tabacum (common tobacco) is the source of this 1503-nucleotide messenger RNA. RefSeq names its product meiotic recombination protein SPO11-1-like. Gene Ontology annotation, cellular component: nuclear chromosome. Gene Ontology annotation, biological process: reciprocal meiotic recombination; meiotic DNA double-strand break processing; meiotic DNA double-strand break formation. Gene Ontology annotation, molecular function: ATP binding; DNA topoisomerase type II (double strand cut, ATP-hydrolyzing) activity; DNA binding. Lineage: Eukaryota; Viridiplantae; Streptophyta; Magnoliopsida; Solanales; Solanaceae. The record is from RefSeq and is a predicted model, not a curated record.
CUUAGAAGCGACCCGAACCGGAGCUUCACAGUUAUAAAAGCUCAGCUUUACCAGCUUCAAAGUUCAAACAACGUGAACUUGCAGAGCGAAGAGAAAAUGGAGGGAAAGCGUUCGAACACGCAACCACUAACACUACUACGAAAAAUCAAAGGAUUUACUGGAUCCAUUGUCGAGGAUCUCGCUCGAGGUAGAGCGCCGACAAUCUACAUCGAUCGGUUCAAAAAUUACUGUACUGACACUUCUGGAAAUUGCUCUUGCAGCUCCGAUGGAUCGACCGGCAGAGAAGCUAUAUCAUUGAAGAGGGAAUGCCAUGCACGUAGGAUUGAUGUCUUGUUGAGAGUCCUUCUGAUAAUUCAGCAACUUCUGCAAGAAAGCAGGCAUGGAUCAAAGAGAGACAUAUAUUACAUGCACCCUACUGUUUUUAAAGAACCAUCUGUUGUUGAUCGGGCAAUUAAUGACAUUUGCAUCCUCUUGCAGUGCAGUCGGCAUAACCUUAAUGUGGUAUCUGUUGGAAACGGAUUGGUGAUGGGCUGGCUGCGGUAUGUGGAAUCUGGGAGGAAAAUUGACUGCAUUAGCAAUCCUAACACUGCAUACCCGAUUCCAGUCCAUGUGGAAGAGGUUGAUGAUAUUAUUAGUGUUGCUCAAUACGUUUUAGUUGUGGAAAAGGAAUCAGUAUUCCAUCGACUAGCAAAUGAUCAGUUUGGCAAGAGGAACCGUUGCAUUGUGAUAACAGGAAGGGGUUAUCCUGAUGUUCCUACAAGGAGGUUUCUGCGUCUCCUUGUUGACAAGCUGCAUUUGCCUGUGUAUUGCCUGGUAGAUUGUGAUCCAUAUGGGUUUGACAUCUUAACUACAUACAAAUUCGGUUCUUUGCAAAUGGCUUAUGAUGCAAAGUUUUUACGAGUCUGUGAGAUACAAUGGCUUGGAGUAUUUAUCCAGGACUGCGACAAUUAUAGCAUUCCACAGCAAUGUCUCCUGCCUUUGACUGCAGAAGAUAAGAGGAAAGUUGAAGCGAUGUUACUUAGGUGUUAUUUGCAAAGAGAAGUACCAAAAUGGAGGUUUGAACUGGAGCUGCUGUUGCACAAAGGAGUUAAGUUUGAGAUUGAAGCAUUGUCUGUGCAUUCACUCACUUUCUUGUCCCACGAGUAUCUACCGUCAAAGAUCCAAAGUGGAGGGUAUAUCUGAAUCUUUUCUAUUUUUGUUCGGUUCUUUGGCAUGAAAAGUUCAGAGUAAUUUUCAUGUGCUUGAGUAAAUCACUUGAAAGAACAAAGCUUUACGGUUGCCAAAUUUCAUCAUGUCCGUUCGUUUUGACAACUAAGUUUUUUCAUGAUGUGGUUCUGGAUAUAGAGCUACGAAUGUGCAUUGAUGUUAAGCAGUUGGAUAGAGAAUGAAAUUUGUCACUGUUUGUCAUCCACAAAAACUUUGGCAUUAUUUGGAGAACCCAAGCCUUAGUGUAUAAAUUUUAAAUGAAGUUAAAAAUAGUCGCUUUAGCUUGUUAUGACAGUA